Messenger RNA from Eucalyptus grandis, 791 nucleotides. RefSeq names its product seed biotin-containing protein SBP65-like. NCBI's taxonomy places the organism in Eukaryota, Viridiplantae, Streptophyta, Magnoliopsida, Myrtales, Myrtaceae. The record is from RefSeq and is a predicted model, not a curated record. The transcript has a single exon. Bases 117 to 551 code for a protein of 144 amino acids.
UACUUGAACAGCCCAAAGGUAUAGUCACACAAGCCAAAGAAACGGUGGAAGCAGGGGCUAGAAAGGCGAAGGAGACUGCCCAGGGAAUCCUUGAGGGAUCGACCAAGGAGGGAAAGAUGGGGACAGGCGAGCAGGUCGCUCAGGGCAAAACAGAACACAGAAAGACCGAGAAGCAGCAGCCCGGAGGUGGCGUACUGGCUGAACAGCCCAAAGGUGUGGUCGCACAAGCCAAGGAAAUGGUGGAAGGAGGGGCUAGAAAGGCGAAGGAGACUACCCAGGAAAUCCUGGGGGGAUCAACCGAGGAGGGAAAGACGGAGACCGGUGAGCAGGUUGUUCAGGGCAAAACAGAACACAUAAAGACCGAGGAGCAGCAGCCUGGAGGUGGCGUACUGGGAGCAAUUGGCGAGACUAUAGUGGAGAUUGCGCAGACAACCAAGGAGUUUGUGGUCGGGCAGGACGAGCCAGGAGGCGAAGAGGCAAACCUCGCUUUCUCGGCCUCCUCAACGGACCGUAGCGAGCAAGGAGAGCAUAAGCAAGACCGCAGUAAAUAGAGGUUGGCCACAGAAGGUUCAUAGCUCUGCUUUGAUUUAGGAUGGGAAGAGGAAUGUAGAGUUGAGAGGUGUGCCAUGGUGAAAACGUGAGAGGACGAACCUGCGAAGCAAAUAAAACAGUUUUCUAGCUCUUGUCCUAGUGAAACUGGUGGAUGUACAGAUAGAGAAUGUUUGUUGUAUGGUGAACUUUCGUGUAAUAAACGAUUCUGGAAUGGUUAAGAUUUCCAUUUCUGAGUGACC